CCGAGGGUAAAGAGCCGCGCCUAGGGAAAGCACAGACCAGCGUGUGCGCGGCGUUACAAGAAGCUAAUCCCUCUGUGACCUGAGUUUUCGAGGUCCAGCUGGGUUUCUUAAGAAAGCUAAAGCCAGUAAUUUUUUUGCCGUGGACGAACUCCAGGUAGGCGACGCGCAGGCGCGAGCGCCCAACACCCGCUCGCGCCCCGGAGCGAUGACCCAUCACUUGGCCGCGACGAAAAGGGUUGACCCUUAGGACCGUCUCUCUCUUUUUCCGGUUCCUGUGCAUACGUCGGUCUUCGUUCACGUCAUCUGUGGCCGCCAGUCGCGUGUGCGACGUCUUGGGGGCGACCAGGAGAAAGCCAAGUAAUCCGUCCAGUGUCCUGCCCUGUGGUAUCUCUGGGUGCAACUGUCGAACGUAUUCCCUGUGCAUGAGCUAUUUUUUUCUCGCAAGCUGUACGCCUGUAUUCGGACCUGUCCACGAUCGUCUUGCGCAGCGUUUAAACAAAUAUCUCUUCUUUUCCGGAUUCAGCCGCCCGCGAGCCCGAAGCGAAAGAUCCCGGACGCAUUUGCGCCUGGCGGCGAAGCUUCUCGGGCGAUUUCCCCCUUGUCCUGCUCUUUCGCCACGGUAUUCUCCACUGUUGUCUGCACUGCCUUCCCAAUCGUUUUCUCCACGCGUUCGGCAGGGGGCAAGCUGAGACUUCCAGCUUCAUUGAAAGUCUGCACCCGUACCGAGCCAGUCGCCGACGACACAGAGCGCCGACGCCUGCUCCUGCACUUGCAUUGCCCCGCAGUUCUCGAAAGAGAAGCGCAGCUUCGUCGUUCAGGCACGCUCCGGUUACCGUUUCCUGCGAACUUCCAGAAGAGGGGAAAGCAGAUUCUGCUUCUCGCAGCCGAAGGGUGUUCAUACGGUGGGUGUGCAGUUCCACAAGCCGACAAGUGCUACGCUCUUCGCUUCGAUCCUUCCCCUACGUGCCUGGCAGUUUUUUCUUCUUCAUCGCUCUUCAUGUUUGUUUUCCACGUCCAGUCCCUGCUUUCGCAUAACGUUUUCUUGCUGCCUGUCUCAGCCAGCCGGCGUGUUGCCCCCGUUUUCAACUUGUGCCAGCGGUGCACCACCAUCGGCGCGUUUUCUUCGUUCUCUUCCGCGCCUUCACCGUCACGCGUUUCAUUUCACAACCACAGCAACGCCCGCUUGCUAUGUCACCUGCGCUGGAAACGAGAAUGUUCCGGACACGGUUCGUUCUUCCGUGUGUCAGGCAAGCAUUUACAGCCCUUCAGGAGGAGUUCCGGUACACACCACGGCUCGCUAAGAAGAAAGCCGUGGCAACGGAGCGACCGACCCGUCUUCUCGAAAACCUGAGCGCUAUUCUUUCGUUAACCCCUUCCAGUCUGUCGACCAACGCCCAGAAUACACAUCUGUAGGAGUCUGCAAACUGACUUGCCUUUACCUAUCCCGUCGGCUCCCCUAGUUCGAAGAGGGUGAGAAAGGUACAUGGUUACCCCGUGGUGCCGGUCGAACUGUUGUCUGCACACAUGCUGCGUUCCUAAGUCCUCGUGGAGGUUCUUCGUCUUCAGCGGGCUGCUCCCAAGACCUUCACGCUCACAUUUUAUCCUUCCUUUCUUGUCCCGCUCCCGAAUUUGCCCACCCUCUUUUUCUGUUCCUGCCCGCCCCCCCCCCCUCCCCCGCCAGUGGAGACCGCAAAAUGGGGUGCGUUUCCUCCGCCGCAGCAGUUCGCGGAAGCCCCGGCGAAGCGGGGAAGGCCGGCUCUAUUCAAGCUACCUCUUCGGGGGUCGGGAGCAGCGCUUCUUGUGGCGCUCCUGCGGUGCAGUCUGGAUGUACUCGCUUCUCCCCCCAAAAUUCCCUCUCCACUCACAUCCGGAAGACACCUUCUCAAGAGAAACUCGCGUCUGGCGGGCACCCGCAGGCGGAGCCCAAGCCGACAGACCCGCCUUCACCGCAGAGGGGGUCUCUACCGACUCCCGCUUCCCCGGGCGAAGCGGAGAAGAAGCCUGAGGAUGCCGCGAUCGAUUCGCCGUGGCGCAGGAGCGAGGUGAAGCAGAAUGCAGCUCCCGAGCAGACAACGAGAGGAGGUCUUGACUCAGAGACGCUGUCUGAGAGCCCCGAUCACAGUUUGAAGAAAUCUCAGUCGUGCGACCCGAAGGACGCGAGGAUACAAGUCCGCCUUGCCAACAGACUGAAGCGGGGCCUCUCCGUGGAAGUGCCUCUUCGCUUUGCUUCCGAUGUCCGGUUUGACAAAGAACUUUCAGUUGAAGGAGCUGCUGCGCUGUCGAUCUUCAGCAGAAAGAGAAGCGACUCUGUCAUGCAGUGGGUUCGAUCCGCAGACGACGAAGACGAGGAUGAAGUGAAGCAGCAGGAGAGCGAAAAUGCUGCUUGAACUCGAGGGUGCAGCGAGGGGAGGUCGCCGGACGAGACUGCAACGCGUUCUACACAUGCUGUAAAAAGGGCCUUGAAGUUCAGGUCUCAAAGUCAGGCAUUUGGGCUCUGGCUCUCAGUCUGCGACGGAGAAACGAAAGAGCCUCGACAUCAGAGGAAACAUUUCCAGGAGCUCUCAUCAGCAGGCAACAAGGUGCAGAGAACGCGAGAGACCUUUCAGUCUAAGACCGGGAACGACAUUUGGACCAGGUUGAGACAAAAGAACCGACAGGUGGCACAGGACUAUGCCUGCAGACGCACCCGUACAUGCAGGUAUAGGCGUACAUACAUGCGUUUGUAUGCCAGGAAAGAGAGGAAAGAGUGCCGAUAGGUUUCGAGAACAGCUGGUCCUUUUAUGGCUUUGUACCUGGAAUGUCCGGGUCGAGUGGAGAACAGUGUGAAUCGUGUAGUUCUGUAAGGGGAUACCGUUUCGACGGGGAGGAAUAGGGUGGCAGAAGCACGGCACAGGGACAGGCGUGACCUGUUUUCGUUACCACGGAAAAUGAAAAUGAAAAACGCAGAGUGUAGGUGCUGGACUGGUCGGUUCGCCUAGCGCGACCUAGAGGGAAGAGAAAAAUGCACGAGGACCUGCGAGAGAGAGCAGGCUAGCGUUUGUGUGUGCUUAUCGCCGUGUACAGCGUUCCACAGAAGGUAAUUGAGAUGGGAGACGGGAAUCGAGGGAAAAACCCGUCUUGCCACAGGCACAGGUGGAAAUCACAAGCUGCGUAACAGACUCCAGACAGCAGGAGAGAAGGACUCUGGAAGAGCAGUCGAGGGAGUCGGUGGAGACUCCUGACUUGUUCAAGCCUGGCAUGCCACCAAAAACACAGAGGGAAGCGAGGAGGGCCUCGAGGCCAAACCUAGAGAGGGUGCCGUGUUGCUGUGAGCCACAGCGGCAGUUGCAUGCGAAUGCGAAUUUUGUUUUGAAUUCUCAAUGGGCUUUUUUUUGUUCGACCAGAGUCGCGCGUCCACGGGUCGACAUCUUGUGUCUUGACUCAUGGCCUUUCAAAAACCUGACAAGGUGAUGUAUUCUCACUUUAACGAAGCCGUGAUCUUGCACUCUGGCC
This is a messenger RNA of Toxoplasma gondii ME49, 3492 nucleotides long. RefSeq lists its product as hypothetical. NCBI's taxonomy places the organism in Eukaryota, Apicomplexa, Conoidasida, Eucoccidiorida, Sarcocystidae. The transcript is spliced from 2 exons. The record is from RefSeq and is a predicted model, not a curated record. Bases 1695 to 2387 code for a protein of 230 amino acids.